This is a messenger RNA of Aphanomyces invadans, 525 nucleotides long. RefSeq lists its product as hypothetical. NCBI's taxonomy places the organism in Eukaryota, Oomycota, Saprolegniomycetes, Saprolegniales, Verrucalvaceae. The transcript has 4 exons. Gene Ontology annotation, molecular function: transmembrane transporter activity. Gene Ontology annotation, cellular component: membrane. The record is from RefSeq and is a predicted model, not a curated record. The coding region runs from base 1 to 525 and encodes 174 amino acids.
AUGUGCUUGUGUACUCGAUUUCCAUCGGCGUCGGCAUCCCUGGCAACCACCGGCGCGAUCGCGGUGGUCGUGGCUAGCGCCUUUGCGGGGAGCCACAAAUACGUUCCUGGCCUUUUCCUCAGCGACGCAGACUCGCCAGAAACUCAACAUGCCAUCGCGACCGCAUUCGAGCGAGUCGUGGGCAUUUUUGCCAUCUUUAUCGCCAUGGAUGCCAUGAAUUCGACGUGCCAAAGCAUCUUGCGAGGCAUGGGCCAGCUCACAAUCGGCGCGAUUGUGAAUGCGGCUGCGUUUUAUGCCGUGGGGCUGCCCCUUGUGGGCUUGUUUGCUUUUCAGUUCAAGUGGGGCCUGCAAGGCACUUGGAUGGGACUCACCAUCGGCCUCACGCUUGGCGUUGGCGUCUACCUUGUCAUCAUUUACCGAACGGACUGGCGCGCUCGUGCGAAGGAAGCCGUUGUGCGCAACGAAGACGACAAGGACGAUAUGGUACAAGGCGUCGUGGCUCUCGAUGCCCAUGGCGUCGUGUAG